UCCGCCCCCUCCCGCCCCCCGGCCGGCCCCACCCCGCCCCGCCCCGCCGCCUACUCCCCGGAGAGGCGCCCCGGGCCUGGCAGAACGCGGCUGCCGCAGGCGGGAGCGAAGGCGCAGAGGCACCGCAGCGCUGGCGACUGCUUUUGCAGGUACGAUGGCUCGUGUCUUUGUCUAUGGCACGCUUAAGAAGGGCCAGCCCAACUACAAGCACAUGAUCAACACAGCCAAGGGGCUAGCGAAAUUCCAAGGACGGGGCCGCACAGUGGAGAAGUACCCGCUGGUGAUUGCAGGCAAAUACAACAUUCCUUACAUGCUGAACAUCCCGGGAACAGGACACCACAUCACUGGGGAGAUUUACUCGGUUGACGACCAGAUGCUGCAGUUCCUGGAUGAGUUUGAAGGCUGUCCAGACAUGUACCAGCGUACCCUGAUGAGAAUCGAGGUGGUGGAGUGGGAAGGGAAGGGUGGUGUGGGCGAGGCACGGGCAGCUGCUGAGGGCAUUAUAGAGUGCUUUGUGUACAGCACAACGACAUAUCCGCCCGAGUGGGUCGGCCUCCCCUACCAUGACAGUUACGACUCUUCAGGGAAACACGGCCUCUCCUACGUCCUACGUGAAAGCCGGGAUUAAACACAGGAGGUGAUGCAGCCCGCCUGAAGACAUAGUACUAAGCACGUGUUGAUCAGUAACCUUUCCAGGAAAGCUGUAAUACCUUGUCAUUAAAAUGCAGGAUCUCUUGUAACCUUCCCAACCCAGGAGCCUUGGCGCUAGAUUUGAAGUCUUGUAGACCCACAGAUGGAGACUCCUACCUGGCUAAGCCCGUGUCCUCUUCACCACCGCUAACCUGCGAGUAACUGGGUUUGCAUGAGGUGUAAAAUAACUAUCUGUGCACAUCGGUUUUGUGGUCUAACUGUAAAUUCUUAAUUCCCUCCCCUUUUGCCUCAGUGCUUUGACAAAUGUUCUUGGGUAGUUCUCCAAGGUGGGUGGAAUAACAAUGAUACGAUUGCACUAACAGCUGAAACUGAUUUUAAAAAGUCAUGUCUGCAAGCAAACUAAAGCACAACUCAUGUUUAAUGUUGACUUGUAAUGGUGUUUAGUAGGUUACUGAAUGUAAACCAGGAGAGAUGACAAUAUAGGUACUAUGCACUUCAAGACAAAUACGAAAUGGCUGGAGAAAUAGAGAACAUUUAAAGACUAUU
Molecule: messenger RNA, 1197 nt
Organism: Pezoporus occidentalis (night parrot)
Lineage: Eukaryota; Metazoa; Chordata; Aves; Psittaciformes; Psittacidae
Gene: GGACT
Product: gamma-glutamylamine cyclotransferase
Exons: 2
Coding region: 155-628 (157 amino acids)
Cellular component (GO): cytosol
Molecular function (GO): gamma-glutamylaminecyclotransferase activity
Source: RefSeq, a predicted model, not a curated record